AACUGUUUACGUAGUGAUGGACCUUACGUUGGCGCAUACAUAUUUUCUCAAUUUGAGACGGAACAUCGCAAAUCGACUGCAUGCGAUAUUUUUCAGUGUUAGUAAUGGUUCCAUUUCUAACUGAUACAAAAUUUGUGCUUGGUGGAACAGAGCCAUUUGUUAAAAUAAUAUGUGUGAACAUAAAAUUUUUUGAAAAAAAAACUAGACCAGGCAUAUUGAAAAUGUACCAAAAUGAAAAAAAGUGAUCCAAUGUACCAACGCAUAAAAAAUGUACCAGUUUUGGUACAUUUGUACCGUUUUGGUACAUUUGUACCAAAAAUGGCAACCGUGCUGCUACCAUCUAGCCCUGCUGCUGAAACAGAAGAUCACAGAGUUCCAGGCAUGGAUGGAGCGGGUUAUCCUGCAUAUCGAGACCGUGGAAUACAACGCCAACAUUGAGACGCUGAUUCUCAAAUUGACGCAAAUCGAACUACCACCCGUCAUGUCAGGGAUGCCUUACCGCACCCUUAAGAUGGGGGCCUUGGAGUUGGCUCAGCUACUACAGUUCCAUGAAAUUGAUCUGUGCAAACCAGCAGUACUGACUCGCAUUCUGUCCGUGAUAGAGAAACACAAGGCGGUUGCAAAUGAAGCAGCUUUAGAGGCAGCACUAGCUCAAGGUGCCAGCAACCGACGCAACCGAGGAUCGCGCAUCUCAGCAGCUACUGAUUUUAGGCAAAUGAAGCUGAUGGCGCAUAUGAUCACCCUCCAGUUGGGCUGAAUUCUCUGGCUCUUAGCGCUCCGGCAACUCGGAAUCCCAUUUUGGUAGUAGUGAUUCGAACUAUUCUUCGUCCCACUACAGUGGGCGCUCAAGGGGACGUGGCUUGCGGAUUAGCAACAUUGUGUCGGCCCAGAUCAAGCAACUCUUCACGGCCGUGGCCUAGAACGCCAUUUGUAGCUUCGAUGUCACCUGCCUGGGAUCACUACCGCUGAAAGACAAGGUGACGAGCCUGCAGUGUUUGCAGGAGCCACUGCGUCAGCUCUAUCUGUCGGAGUUGGCCAAUAAGAAACUCUUCUUCGGCUCUUUGGAAAUCUGUGCCACGGGACUACGGCUAAAGGUCAGUGCUACGGUCAUCUCGAAAGGAGCCAGUCCCGACGGAGCGGAGGAGAAUGAGGCCCAUUAUUACGCCCUUCCACAAAAUUGCCGUGUGGUCACCUUGGUCAGAAUUAAACUCUUGUAAACUCUUGAAUCACAUCAUCAAGAGGGACUUCCCGGGACUAUGACCCCAGGUGGUGGACAACAUCAGCUAUCUAUCUGCAGAAUCAUGAUGUCAACGGCUGGAAUGGCGCCCUGAUGACCACCCCCUCGAAAAUCUCACUCCCAUUCCCGGAGAGCAAUGAUAGGGAAUUUAUAAGAUGUUCCCGGGACAAGGACUCGAGGGAUUGGUCACGAUCACCCGAAUACUCAAUCCCAUCGGUCCCGAAGGAAGCGAUCGGAACGCUCUCGCUCGCAGAGUUUCCAGCUUCCCCGCCUGCCAGCUUCAAUUAAUUCACCUACGCGACCACGCUCUCCUGAUACCAUGGACUACGACGAUGAAGACUCGCGCUUCCACUAUAAAAUGCAAGCCUCUCACUACAGGCACUGCAGUUCUACGAAGGUUCUACAAAACUACAAGCGACGCAACUUUGUGCUGCAACAGUUCUUCAGCAACGAUGAAAUGCAUCUGCGACAGGCGGCCCAUGUUGUGCAAAUCGCUCUAAGCUUCCAAGCGGCCUGCAUGCAGCCACAGCCCGCUUUUAAGAUUCGAAAUAUAAAGCUGGGUGCUCGGAUGGCAGAGCCCAGAGGCUGCAGUGAGGAGCUGUUUCAGCAUUCGAGGCGGUCUUCAAGCUGUACUAUGAACCCUUCAUAGCCUUCUCCAUAAAGCUUCAGCUUCUCAAAGCCGUGUAUGCUCUGCUGGACAACCGCCUGGGAAUUGCGCAUUUUCUGAAAGCGCCAACGAAUGGAUACGAAGCGGUAAUAGAGGCCCUGAAGACUGCCAAGUUAACGCGGUCGAAGUACGCCCUGCAAGCCAUCAUCAAGAAGAUGCAUCUGUUGGAAACCCUGGGGACUGUGCACCAUUGCUGUCGAAGGCUAUUUUUGGAGAGGAAUCCAGAAAAGAGCAAAGACGCCGAGUUCAAAACGGAGACAGUGAUCCUCUGCAAGAAGAUAGAGUACUCAUUCCAGGCGCUUUCUACUCGUGUCUAAGAAAUUCGAGGUGGUCACCGAUUCCAUGGCCCAACGGAGCUUCGCCAAUGCCUUGCAGUCCUUCUUGAGGCACCACGCUCUGGCGGAAUCCCUACUGUUGACACGCUCGCAUUUCUCUCCAACCCCGCCCGCUCCAAUAUGCCCGCCCCAAAUACAA
This is a messenger RNA of Drosophila ananassae, 2378 nucleotides long. RefSeq names its product protein virilizer-like. NCBI's taxonomy places the organism in Eukaryota, Metazoa, Arthropoda, Insecta, Diptera, Drosophilidae. The transcript has 6 exons. The record is from RefSeq and is a predicted model, not a curated record. Bases 269 to 757 code for a protein of 162 amino acids.